AUGGUUGCUCGUCGAAUUGCACCCAUUUUAUUGCUUAUAUGGCUGACAGAAGCCGAUGAAUAUGCCUACACAGUGAUCGUUCCGGCUGGCAAAACCGAAUGUUACAGUCAUGCUAUUCUGGAUAAGAAGUACCGCUCGUUCGAGAUUGAUUACCAGGUGAUCGCCGGCGGUGAGCUCGACAUCACUUUCUAUAUCACUUCACCCAGCGGGUUACGAUUGAUAAAUGAUUUAAAACAUAGCGAUGGAACUCACAGCAUUCAGUCCGAAAAGCGUGUAUUUUUCGAAUUGUUCCUCUUGGAUGCUGCAGGUCAAUUUCUUGGCGGUUUCGAUGCAAGAAUCAAUGUUGCAGCGGAAGUUUUGCGGACACUAGACACACACAUUGAUGUUUUUCAGAGGCAAAGGUGA
Messenger RNA from Gongylonema pulchrum, 405 nucleotides. The record is from the annotation of a GenBank genome assembly. Lineage: Eukaryota; Metazoa; Nematoda; Chromadorea; Rhabditida; Gongylonematidae.